UCACUCACUUUCUCAUUGGAAAAAGCACCAAAGACGGGCCGAGAGAAUACCCUUCCACACAAGACAACAACAGGCCAUUAUUCGUUUCGUCCUUCUUUUGCUUCCGUUCAAUUACACUCUUCCCCCUCUUCUCCCGACUACAACCUAGUCCACUAAUUUCUCAAAUCAAAUUUCAAUUUCGUCACUUCCAAAUCAUCAUUUCGCAAUCGAAUUUCAUCAAGUGUUCAAUGAGAUUUCAUGAAAUCGACACAAAUCCCUAAUUUCAAAACAAACACCCUGCGAUUUCUGGGUUCAAUUUUGUCAGGAGAGAGAAAAUGUCGCUGCGGAUUAAAUCAGUUGUUGAUAAGUUCGUGCAGGAGCUGAAAGAAGCUUUGGAAGCUGAUAUUCAAGAUCGAAUUAUGAAGGAGAGAGAAAUGCAGAGUUAUAUCGAAGAGCGUGAGCGCGAGGUCGCUGAACGUGAAGCUGCUUGGAAAGCUGAAUUAUCCCGCCGAGAGGCUGAGAUUGCUCGUCAAGAAGCAAGGCUAAAGAUGGAGAGAGAGAAUCUAGAAAAGGAGAAAAGUGUUCUGAUGGGAACUGCAUCAAAUCAAGAUAACCAAGAUGGAGCACUUGAAAUCACUGUCAGUGGAGAGAAAUACCGAUGCCUGAGGUUCUCGAAGGCUAAGAAAUGAUCCCAAGUGGUUGCAAUUGCAAUCUCGACGAAUUUUGGUUUCUGACUGAUUGAUUUGAUUUUGCAUCUCUCUGCAGAAGUUUAUAUUCUUUUCAGUUCAUCAUUUGUGUACAUAUAUGGUAGCAUAUUUUUGCAAUAGGAACUCUACAUAUACGUCUCUAUGACAUAUGGUUAUUCAGCAAUUGAAGAGAUGGCCUGCAGUUAGCAGAAGCAAAAUAGCAAAUGAAUUCUUGUUAGUUCUUCAGUUCUUAUUUAGUGAUUCCUUGUUGUAGAUAUGCUAUCACUUUCUCUUCCAGGAUGCUGAAUAGUUUGGACUGAAAUUGCGAUUCUGGAGCGCCUGCACAAGCUAGUGGUCUUGCACACUCAGUCCUACAAGUUCUGUAACCCUUUUUAACCUUACAAGUAGUGUUCAUUAAUUCUUAUGAAAUGAAAAUCUUCUAAAUUGUCA
This is a messenger RNA of Spinacia oleracea (spinach), 1115 nucleotides long. RefSeq lists its product as uncharacterized. The record is from RefSeq and is a predicted model, not a curated record. NCBI's taxonomy places the organism in Eukaryota, Viridiplantae, Streptophyta, Magnoliopsida, Caryophyllales, Amaranthaceae. The coding region runs from base 315 to 668 and encodes 117 amino acids. The transcript is spliced from 2 exons.